This is a messenger RNA of Mustela erminea (ermine), 3731 nucleotides long. RefSeq names its product inositol-pentakisphosphate 2-kinase (gene IPPK). Gene Ontology annotation, molecular function: inositol-1,3,4,5,6-pentakisphosphate 2-kinase activity; ATP binding. The transcript is spliced from 11 exons. The record is from RefSeq and is a predicted model, not a curated record. NCBI's taxonomy places the organism in Eukaryota, Metazoa, Chordata, Mammalia, Carnivora, Mustelidae. Gene Ontology annotation, cellular component: nucleus. Gene Ontology annotation, biological process: inositol phosphate biosynthetic process. Bases 1442 to 2695 code for a protein of 417 amino acids.
GGAGUCUGAAUUCACAGGCAUCUUCCGUGUCAGUCAUGCCAGGUCUCGGUGAUCAUUUGGACCUUAGUGCUUCCUGACGACGCUUGUGUUCAAGUGCUGCUCUCCGGGGCCACACGGUGGCGCCGGGCGUGUAGUCUGACACCCGUCUUCCAGCCGAGAAACGUGAGGCUCAGAGACCACCUGAGCCCCGCAGCUGCUAGGACCCCUGGCCCCCGCCACCCUGCUGUCCUGAGGGGGGGCUCCUGCUUGGUGAGGUCUGGGGGUGGAUCUGGAUGGCGUCCCUGAGCCCUCUGCCACUGGGGGUCCAUUGGGGCUGCGGACCCUCUUCCAGGGUGGGUCUGCCGUGGGGCUGGCAGGGCGGUGCCGGCUGCUGGCCGGGGACCUCAGCUGCUCCUGAUGUGGGCUCACGAGGGGCUGCGAGUGUCCGUACGACCUGGCCCUGGCUGCCCCAGCUCAUGGUCUGAGAGAUGACCUGUCCUGGAGUUGUGUCUGUCCUUUCCGCAGCAUCCUGCUGGUCUUGUGGGGCAGCCUGGGUGGUGUGGGGCUGCACAGGGGUGGGAGUGCCCAGGGCUGUCCUGGUGAGGUCCCCAGCUGUCCCGCUGGGAGCCCCACGUCUCCGACCAGCCUGAAUGGUGCCUGAGCGAAUGCAGCUAUGCUGACUGCCAGCUUUCUCCUUGAGAGGGCAUUUCUCUGCUUCACAGUAUGUGGUGGAUGCUCUAGACCUUUCUCCCAGGAGGGAUCCAAAGGGCGGUGGGGAGCUCAGGUUCCCAGCCGGCGGGGGCCUGGCAGGAACAGCAUCAGGAUGUAGCCCCAGGGCCCAUGGUGUGCUCUGACCCCAGGUGGGGUUCUGUUUGUCCGCAGUGGAUGGGGCUCUGGCGAAUGAGGAGAGCUCACAAGGUCACAUCCUGGGAAUAUCCACCUCUUUGACACGUGUCCCCUGCAGGAAGACACUGCCCAAGUGAAACCCAACCUGCUUUUUCUUUCUUGUACGUGGGCUCUGGCACGGUUGAAGUGCAGGAGAUCACAUCUCUGGUCUGCAUGAGGCCACGUUCCGGCAGAACCAGCCUGAGUGAACAGUGACUGCCGACGCCAGUCGGGGGCGGGGUGGGGUGGGGUGGAGUCCCGGCGAGAGACUUUCCCUAUGCCCUGUCCCAGCACAAGACACAGACAGGCCCGUGCAGGAGUGUGAGGCUGGCCCGGGCCAUAGGCACACCCACCGAGCCGGGUUUGGGACUGGCCUGGGCCUGUCCCUGGGGGUGCUGGAGGUUCAGAAACAAGGAAGAGGCUGUUUCCCUGGGGCCUUCAGGUCUUGCAUCUUCAGUACCAUGAGCGGUUGAGGCACUGAUGGAAUGUUAACGGUGUUGCCUUGCUUUUGUGGACCCAGUUCUCCCAAGGUGAACGCCACUGGGGCAGCCUCGACUUCACGUUUGACCUUGAUGUGAUGGAAGUGGUUCAGCUGCCUUUGGAGUUCGUGAAGCAGCUUUGUCUAAAGAUACAGUCUGAAAGACCAGAAUCUCGCUGUGACAAGGACCUGGACACUCUCAGUGGCUAUGCCCUGUGCCUUCCAAACUUAGCCAGACUUCAGACCUACUGUUUUGCAGAGCACCGGCCAAUUCUGUGUGUGGAGAUCAAGCCCAAAUGUGGGUUUAUUCCUCUCUGCGGCGCCGUGACGCACGAGCUGAAGCACCGCGUGUGCCGCUACUGCAUGCACCAGCACCUCAAGGUGGCAACCGGGAAGUGGAAGCAGAUAAGCAAAUACUGUCCCCUCGACCUCUACUCAGGAAAUAAGCAGAGAAUGCACUUUGCCUUGAAGAGCCUGUUACAGGAAGCUCAGAACAACUUAAAGAUAUUUAAGAACGGGGAGCUGAUCUACGGCUGCGCGGACGCCCGCAGCCCCGCGGCGGACUGGACCGAGCUCGCGCACCACCUGAAGCCCUUCUUCUUCCCUUCCAACGGCCUGGCCGGCGGGCCCCACUGCACCAGGGCCGUGAUCCGGGAGCUGGUGCGGGUCAUCACGCGGGUGCUGCUGAGCGGCUCGGACAAGGGCCGGGCGGGUGCCCUGAGGCGGGGGCCUGCGCCACGGGGCCCUCGUGUCUGCGAAGCCAGCCCCUUCGGCAGGAGCCUGCGCCGCCAAGGAAAAAACAGCCCGGAGUGCUCGGGGUUACCGAAGGGCUGUCUUCUGUACAAAACCCUCCAGGUGCAGAUGUUGGACCUGCUGGACAUCGAAGGCCUCUACCCUUUGUACCGGCGGGUCGAACGGUACCUGGAGGAGUUUCCUGAGGAGAGAAAAACAUUGCAAAUAGACGGGCCUUAUGAUGAAGCGUUUUAUCAGAAGCUGCUUGAUCUUUCCACUGAGGACGAUGGGACGGUGGCCUUUGCACUGACGAAGGUUCAGCAGUACCGGGUGGCCAUGACCGCGAAGGACUGCUCCAUCAUGAUCGCGCUCUCCCCCUGCCUGCAGGACACAAGCUCCGAGCAGAGGCCUGUUGUCCCUUCGUCGAGAUCCAGGUUUGCUUUCUCCGUGUCCGUGCUGGACCUCGACCUCAAGCCCUACGAGAGCAUUCCUCACCAGUACAAACUGGACGGCAAGAUAGUCAACUUCUACUCCAAGACUGUACUCGCCAAAGACGCAGCCGUGACGCCGGCCAGGUACAAGGAGAGGGAGGACUGCACGCUGGUCCUCCGGAAGGUCUAGGCGCUUCCUGCGGGGUCUUCAAAACUUGAACACAGAAUGUGCAGGCCGAGGGAGAGAGCUGUUUUCUGUUGUGUUGGGUGACCUUAGGCUGUGAGUGUUUUUGCUUUUUAACCACCUGGCCAGGUAGGGCUGUGUCUGGGUGACCCCGCAUGGAAGGGCCGCAGAAACACCUUCAAGGACGAGUGUCAGACCUGAGCGCUGCUGCGUGUGGUGUCCCCACACCUUCUGCUCUGGGCCACUCCUCCUCCCCACCCAGGGCUGAUGUCUAAUCGCUGAUGUAAAAGCCUUAAGACCCUAGGUUUGGAUCUCCUGCCACCAGACUCUAACAUAGAAAACUUGAAUUGUCGCGUACAUCUUACAGUUGGUCUUGAAAGAAAACAUGGAUACUACUGGAACUUUCCCAGCUGAGUUAUGUAGUAGCUUUGUCUGUGCGAGCCCCCAGUCAGCACAGGCCUCGUGGGCUCUGCCGCACAGAGGGAUGCGGGGCUGGUGCGGACGAGGGUCCUGAGCUGCGUGGACUUGACGUCUCUUUGGAGGUGCCACGGCCACUGCUCUGCACAGGGUCUUCAGGGAGCAUGGGACUCAGGUCAGGGGUGGACACCACUCACGAGCGCUUUCUCUGACGUGAGGGGAGCCGAGGCGUUCCGUGCCGUGUGGCUGCCGCUGCGGCGCGGGAGCUGGGGGGCUGCGCGCCUCGCAUCCGGUGCUUGGGGGGAGCCGCCAGCUCUGCUCCUGCAGCGAUGAGCGACUCCUGGCUGGCACCAAGAGGGUUCUUGUUGGGGUCACCGUAGUGUGCCCGGCUGCUAAGAAAACUGGGGGGAAUCUUGGCUUUGGUUUUUUACUCUAUGGUGGGUUGUACAGAUUAUUUAUAUCAUCGUUUUGAGGGACUAAUGAAGGUUUAUUGUAACAUAAGAUUAUAAUAGCAAAACCACGGUAUUGUAUGAAAAUGCUACGUGAAAAAUAAGAAUAUUUUGCUGAUUGUAAAUUUCUGUGGGGAAUUUUGUGAUAACUUGAGAAUUAUACUUGUUUGAAUCAA